AUGCGCGCCGACGGCACGAAGCUCUGUACUCGGGUCGAGGAGGGCAGUGCCGAUGUAGGACCGGUCGAUUGCUGGCACCUCUGCACGGAGAAGGUGACCGAGGCCAGCUGGAGCUGGCUGGGGGUAUCGCGCCAGGAGUUCCAAUCUCAGAGGAGAUACAAGAUGCCGAUGCCGGAGAAGAGGUCGGGCGCGAAGGCCUCGGGGAGCGCCCCCGACCAGGCCCGGGUGGCGCUGGUAUCGCAGCGGCUGACGUCCGCGGACUGGCACCUCGGUCGCUGGGGCUACUUGUCCGAGGUCGUGUACACGUGGCUAGGGACCAUCUCUCUCGGCGUCGCCGGCUUCGCCACCUAUUCGCACGGCCUCACCCGGGGCUGGAGCCCUGGAGUCGUGCUCGGCUUCGCGUCGGUGGGGCUGAGCGUCUUCUGCGCCCUCGUGGGCUGGUGGCAGGCCCGCGCCACCCGGCGGCUGGGCAGGCGCUGCGGGCUGGCCGCCACUUCCCUGGAGCCGGGAGGCAUCGCCAGGAACACGAGCUCGAUUGUCGACUUGCAGGAGCACAUCGCUGCAAAGUCCGCGAACAUGGACGAGAUCGAGACGAUGCAAAGGUGCAGCAACAUUGUCUGCCGCAUCUUCCGCGAGUGCUCCAUCGGUUCGGUCUGCGGAUCGCCCCACCAUGCCCUCAUACUCAACGAUGCCAUGGGCUCGAGCCUGCGCAUCGAUAACGCCAUCAAGUUCGACGAGGCUGAGCAUGGCAAGGCUUUCCACGAUCACACGGGGGACCACCCCGUCCGUUUUACUAAAGCCUUUACGGGCAAUCGCCGCGACUCGUACAUUGGGUUCGGCGAGCCAUACGAUGUCAAUACGAAAAGUUUAAUUGUUCACUUUGGUAUGGAAGCAGGUCUCUGCGUAUGUGCGCGACAAUGGGCGCUGGAACAUAUCGGUUACUCUGGCACGCAACAAGUUCCAGGGCUCUGCUACACCACGAUCAGCGAUGAGCCGAUGGACCUUGCCACCCCCGCCUCGUGGUCGGAUAUUGAAGUGUUUUUGAACACGGACGAUUCCGCGCUGAAAGACUUCGGGCUCACCGAGGAGCAGAUCCAGGACAUGCCUGCAGCCGUGUGCCACGGCUACGCGCAGGAAUAG
This is a messenger RNA of Prorocentrum cordatum, 1140 nucleotides long. NCBI's taxonomy places the organism in Eukaryota, Dinophyceae, Prorocentrales, Prorocentraceae. The record is from the annotation of a GenBank genome assembly.